CCUAGGCCUUGACCUCCGAGUAUCUUCCUGGCUUUGAGGUUUGGCCGCCGCCUAGGGGCAGCUCCUUGGGAAAGCAACUGCGCCGCCGGCCUCGCCCCGCCUCGCUGCCCGACUACAACUCCCAGCGGCCCUGGGGCAGUCGGCCCACGUUCUUCGUAUUAGUUCCGGCGCGCGGCGUGCUGGGAAGCGUAGUUCCGAGGGUUCCCGGGCGCGGGCCUUUCUGGGAAACCUCGGAGCUAGACGUGAGGCGUCGUCGAGCUGAGAACCUGUUGCCGUCUGGGACUUGGCCGGGGUUGUUUUUUUCCAGAAUGGAAAACCAGGGCGCACUCCAGGGGUCGGGCGUCGCUUGCGGACUCCUUGAGGAGUCUCCGGGGCCCCGCGGUAGUCGGCUCAUGUCGCGCCUUCCAAGCUGCACUUUAGUUGAGCCGCCCCCUCCCAGGCUGGACCCUCAAGUGUAGCAGGCGGGGGAGGGUCACCUGCCAGAAGGCCUGGGGCGCCGGCCCCGAGCCCAGGCCCCGCCCCCCACGGCUUAUCCCUAGCCGGGGCUCCCCCCGUGGGAACGGGGACCAGCUGGCCGGAAGCGCCAAACUGCGUCCCUGUCCCAGCCCCGGGGAUCAAUCAGGCCGGCCGAGGAGUUAAUUAUGUAAUGAGGGGGCAGGGGGUCGGGGCUAAUGAAGCCGCCGGGGGCUGGGAGGGGGAGGGGUGGGUACCCAGGUAUCCGGCCCCUGUCUUGGACCCCCUUCGAGGCCCCAGGGGUCUCCACCCCAGCCCAACUCCAGGGCCCCAGGGAGGGGAGGGGCUGUGAUGCUGGGUCUGGAAGGGGCUGAGCUGUGAGCUAUAAAGGGGACAUCAGCACCAGGGGACUCUAGGCAGCUUGACCUGAAGACGCCAGGACUACAGCAUGUACCAUCCCAGAGAGUUGUACCCCUCGCUGGGGCCUGGCUACCGCCUGGGGCCCCCGCAGCCCGGGGCCGACUCCAGCUUCCCCCCUGCCCUGGCAGAGGGCUACCGCUACCCGGAUCUGGACACCCCCAAACUGGAUUGCUUCCUCUCUGGGAUUGAGGCUGCUCCUCGAACCCUGGCGGCGCCCCCACCUCUGCCCCUUCUGCCCCCGGCGCUGGGCACUGAGCCGGCCCCACCAGCCCCGGAGGCUCCUCACUUGCUCCCCGGGGUCAGCCUGAGCUUGGAGAACCAGGAGCUGUGGAAGGAGUUCAGCUCCGUGGGAACAGAAAUGAUCAUCACCAAAGCGGGCAGGCGCAUGUUUCCUGCUUGCCGAGUGUCGGUCACCGGCCUGGACCCCGAGGCCCGCUACCUGUUCCUUCUGGACGUGGUGCCAGUGGACGGGGCUCGCUACCGCUGGCAGGGCCGGCGCUGGGAGCCCAGCGGCAAGGCGGAGCCCCGCCUACCUGACCGGGUCUACAUCCACCCGGACUCUCCUGCCACGGGGGCUCACUGGAUGAGGCAGCCCGUGUCCUUCCAUCGCGUCAAGCUCACCAACAGCACACUGGACCCGCAUGGCCACCUCAUCCUGCACUCCAUGCACAAGUACCAGCCACGCAUCCACCUGGUGCGGGCCGCCCAGCUGUGCAGCCAACACUGGGGCGGCGUGGCCUCCUUCCGCUUCCCCGAGACCACGUUCAUCUCCGUGACAGCCUACCAGAACCCACGGAUCACACAGCUGAAGAUCGCAGCCAAUCCCUUUGCCAAAGGCUUCCGGGAGAACGGCAGAAACUGUAAGAGGGAGCGGGAUGCCCGUGUGAAGAGGAAACUUCGGGGCCCGGAGUCGGGCGGCACCGAGGCCUACGGAAGUGCAGGUGAGCGUUGUUCCAGUGUCGGGGCUGCAACCCUGACCAUCCCUACCCUGAUCUGUGCCAUCUGCCCCCCAGAUAUGCCAGGGGGUCCCUGCGACUCCACCCUGGGUGGGGACGCUCGUGAGUCGGAGGCGGAGCAGGCCCCGGCGCCCCGGGAAGCUGCGCCUGCCCCAGCUCCGCCAUGCGGCGGCCCCAGCGCCGAGGCCUACCUCCUGCACCCUGCAGCCUUCCAUGGGGCCUCGGGGCACCUCCCCAGCAGGAACCCCAGCUUCCCUGAGGCUCCAGACUCUGGGCGCCCAGCACCCUACUCCGCAGCCUUUCUGGAGCUGCAGCCCGGGCCAGGGGGCUCAGGGUACCCAGCGGCCCCACCUGCUGCAUCCUUUGCCCCACACUUCCUCCAAGGGGGCCCCUUCCCCCUACCAUACCCUGGGCCUGGGAGUUACCUGGAUGUGGGCUCCAAGCCCAUGUACUGAGCCACUGCUGGGCCCCUCGCCACCCCCCCCCCCCAAUCUACCACAAACCUCCAGGCCCUUCCCCCAGCCCUUCAGCCCCCUCGUUCUGCUGGCCCCACCCCCCACACCAAAUGGCUGCCUUGGGCCUCGCCCCUGCCCCCCCACUUCACACUUUGAUUUUCACUCCCACCCACCACUGGCUUCAAAGCCCAGGCCAGGCUGCUGGGAGUCCAGCUGGGGCCAGCUUCCCCUUCCCGGCUCUCACCUCGGUGUGAAUGGAGGGAGGCUCUGCCUGGCCAAAUGGGGCCGCAGACCUGCACCCCCACCUCCCGGGCGGCCCACCUGGGCAAGUGCUACCCCGGCCACUGGUGCCCGCCUCGCCGGUUUGUUCUCAGGAGCAGAGUUAUUUUUGUUAAUAAAACGCAGAAGACA
Molecule: messenger RNA, 2695 nt
Organism: Oryctolagus cuniculus (rabbit)
Lineage: Eukaryota; Metazoa; Chordata; Mammalia; Lagomorpha; Leporidae
Gene: TBX6
Product: T-box transcription factor 6
Biological process (GO): regulation of transcription by RNA polymerase II; positive regulation of DNA-templated transcription; cell fate specification
Cellular component (GO): chromatin; nucleus
Molecular function (GO): RNA polymerase II cis-regulatory region sequence-specific DNA binding; DNA-binding transcription factor activity, RNA polymerase II-specific
Source: RefSeq, a predicted model, not a curated record